This is a messenger RNA of Oxyura jamaicensis (ruddy duck), 2492 nucleotides long. RefSeq names its product ceramide synthase 2 (gene CERS2). Gene Ontology annotation, cellular component: membrane. Gene Ontology annotation, biological process: ceramide biosynthetic process. Gene Ontology annotation, molecular function: sphingosine N-acyltransferase activity; DNA binding. The coding region runs from base 154 to 1284 and encodes 376 amino acids. The record is from RefSeq and is a predicted model, not a curated record. The transcript is spliced from 11 exons. Lineage: Eukaryota; Metazoa; Chordata; Aves; Anseriformes; Anatidae.
UGAUCACCCGCUGACCUCUCUGGCACACGGAGCAAAGUCCCUUUGCUGGAGCCGAGCGCCCGGCCGCCCUGGGGAGCAGGGAGACCCUCGCUGCCCCAUGGACCCCAGCCCCGGGUGGCUUCCCGGGGGGCUUGUGGCUGCUGGGAGCCGAGCAUGUUUCAGACCUUGUACAGCUAUUUCUGGUGGGAACGGCUCUGGCUCCCGGCGAACCUCACCUGGGCCGACCUGGAGGAUCGCGAUGGGCGAGUGUACGCCAAAGCCUCUGACCUCUACAUCACCAUCCCCUUGGCCUUCCUCUUCCUCAUCGUCCGGCACCUCUUUGAGACGUAUGUGGCCACCCCACUGGCUGGGCUGCUGAAUGUCAAGGAGAAGAUCAGGUUAAAAGCCACCCCCAAUGCCGUGCUGGAGAAGUUCUAUGCUGCCACCACCAAACACCCCAAGCAGGCCGAUGUGGAAAUGCUCUCCAAGAAGAGUGGCUGCACAGUGCGGCAGGUGGAACGCUGGUUUCGGCGCCGCCGCAAUCAGGACCGGCCCAGCCUGCUCAAGAAGUUCAGGGAGGCCAGUUGGCGAUUCACGUUUUACCUUAUUGCUUUCAUUGCUGGCAUGGCUGUCAUAGUGGAUAAGCCCUGGUUCUAUGAUCUCCGGGAGGUGUGGAAAGGAUACCCCAUCCAGAGCAUGCUGCCCUCCCAGUACUGGUACUACAUGAUCGAGCUUUCCUUCUACUGGUCCCUGCUCUUCAGCAUUGCUUCUGAUGUCAAGCGCAAGGACUUCAAAGAGCAGAUCAUCCACCAUGUUGCCACCAUCAUCCUCAUCAGCUUCUCCUGGUUUGCCAACUACAUCCGCGCAGGAACGCUCAUCAUGGCCCUGCACGACUCUUCCGACUACUUGCUGGAGUCUGCCAAGAUGUUCAACUAUGCUGGCUGGAGGAACACGUGCAACAACAUCUUCAUUGUCUUCGCUGCUGUCUUCAUUGUCACCCGCCUGGUUAUCCUGCCCUUUUGGAUCAUGCACUGCACAGUGGUUUAUCCACUGGAUCUCUACCCUGCCUUCUUCGGCUACUACUUCUUCAACUUCAUGAUGGCGGUGCUGCAGUCGCUGCAUAUCUUCUGGGCCUACCUCAUCAUCCGCAUGGCCCAGAAGUUCAUAACUGGAAAGGUGGUGGAAGAUGAGAGGAGUGACCGCGAAGAGACAGACAACUCGGAGGAGGAGGACGAGGUGGCAAAGAAUGGGCCCCUGUCCAACGGCCACCCGGUCCUCAACAACAAUCACCGCAAAAAUGACUGAGCACCCUCGCCCCGUGUCUGCACUGGCAGGGGCGGCUGGGGGCCCUGCCGGAGGCCAAACCCGUGAGAUGUUAAAUCCCAUCACGCCACCCUCACGUAGCACCAGGGGCCCUGUCCCCUUCAUCCUCUCCCCUCCCUGGUCCGGCAGAGCGAACUGGGACCCUGGAGAGCCCAUCUCGGCCUCCAGCUCCCUCCGUCGCCUCCUCCGGAGGGGCUGCAGCUCUGGGGGUGGCAGCGGUCGCUGCUUCUCCGUGUCACACUCACCCUCGAUUCCCUUUCUGCCUUUUACCUGCUGCCUUAAUCUGCCGUGAUGCCCCGGGGCAGGCAGAGUGCAGACAGCUCCCUCUCCAGCUGCCAGCACCCCUCUGGGAUGGCUCCUUCCCCUCCCUGCAGCCCUGCGGAGUGGCUGUGAGAGCCCAGCUCCAGCUCUGUGCAGAGCUCGAGCCCUGCCCCACGUUCGUCCCCGGUUUCUGACCAUCCCCCUCGCUGGAGGGGAGUGUGUUCUGCAGCUGGCAUUUGUGCCUCUUCCCGGUGUGCAGCCGGGCCAGCUCUGCCUGCAGGGAUGGGUUUGGGCUCUGCGGGGAAAGGUUCUUGCCCUGGUGCCAACCCUGUGAGAACAGUUGGGAAAAGCCCCCCCGUGCCCGGCUUUGCUGCUGGCACCAAGCGAGGGAGGAUCAAGGUGGGGGGGUUGGUGGAGAAGUGGGCACAGACCCUGCUCUGCCCCCCUCGGAGAUCUCUGAGGAAGGAGCAGAUGAAGUAGUCCUGGGUAUUUCAGCGGCUGAAUUGUUCGACAACACUACGGAGUGCUCGGGAAGGAAGCCGUAGGGUUUAGUCACUACUAGUGCCUCGCAGAGGAUUUUAAUCCGCUCAUUUCUCUUCUGUAAAUGGGUUUCAAUUGCAGAGUCUGUCCCUCUCUGUGGCCUCUCCUGGUCCCUUCCCCAGCUGUAACAGGACAAAUUUAUGAUUGAUUUUUGUUUCUAUUUAUUUGGAAGAUGGAAGGAGCCAGUCCUGGCUCUGCCUCACGCAUCCACGUGUCUGCUGGGCGCAGUGCUGGAUGCAGCAAGACCUCCCAGCACGGAGGGGUGGGGGAAAAGGACCAUUAACCAACAUCAGACCAAAAUGUGUUUUGUUGUUUCUUUUUUUUUUUUUUUUUAAAAAAAAAAAAUAAAAAAAGUUAAAUAUAUUAAAAGUUAAAAACUAAUAAACUUC